UGCGGGGACUCACAUUAUUUUCCCUCUUUCUUUUUCCUUCUUUUGGUCUUCUUCCUCUUUCGCUCGCUUCGCACAACAACAAUAACGACGACGUUUUUUCAGUGGCGAAAACUGUACGCAAGAGGGGCGAGAAGAGGAGAAAAGUGCAAGGCAGAGAGCGAGAGUGGGAGAGGCAGAAAAGUAGGAAAAAAAACACACAUGUAAUGUGCAAUUGUUUUAUGAGUUCUACGUUCAUUUUGUUGUUUGUUUUUCGGUGGCCCUCAGGUAAUUGCAGUUUGGUUUUUCCGCGUGUGCGUGUGAGAGGUAAAAACGCGUGUCCAGAAAAACGCGCCAACGCCAAAUAAAAAGUAACGCCAAGUAACUACCGCCCAUCCAGCGAUCACGCGCCCCAACCCAUUUUAAAUGAUAAUGGUGCGAAGACGACAACGGCCCGCCAAGGAAUCCACAUCCUCAACCUCUGGUGGAGCCUCCUCUGGAUCGGGCAUUCCUGUAGACCAAGCACUGCCGCUAAAUGUGGCGGGAAAUCUGCUGGAGGAUCAGUAUUUUGCCAGCCCCAAGCGGAAAGACUGCCGUUUGAUGAAGGUCACUCAAAAUGGCCAACUGCCGGAAGCCACAAUGAUGGCCCACAACAAAGACAACAAAGCGGGUCGCACAAUAGGAGUUCCCUUGGCCACACGCUCACAAACUCGCACCAUUGAGAACUUUUUCAAAGCCAAUGCUGCCGCUAAGGAUUCCCAAAAGACAAUACACACUGGAGAGCAGUUGGAUCUUGGAGAUCAGGAGCUGAAACUAGACGAUGAGGAGCUAAAUGGACAGAUUAACCUUGAUGACGAGGUGCUAAAGCUAGCAGACGAGCGGAUAAAUGAAAACCUUCCCUUUGCCGACGAAGUAGAUGCCAAGGCAGAACAAAAGCUUAUGGAUGAGGAACUGCAGCAGGUGGUGGAGGAACUCUUAUUCGAUGGCAGUUCCAGAGCCUCCUCCAAUUCGCCCUGCUAUCAGCAUGAUAUGGAGGCCAUGCAGGCGAUCCAACAGAUCCCAGAAAUUCCACACAUCAAAAAGGUCACAGAGCCCCACGAAGGACUGGGCUCUUUGGCCGACUUCCAGACACAUCGCUCUGCGCUAAGGGACAGCCAUAGUUCCACGCACAGCAGCAGCACCGACAACAUCUUCCUGCAGGAGCCGGUUCUGACUCUGGACAUUGAUCGCACGCCCACUAAAGCCUCCAGCAUUAAGAUCAAUCGGAGUUUUGAACUGGCCGGAGCCGUAUUCUCAUCACCUCCGUCGGUGCUAAACGCCUGCCUUAAUGGGCGCUUCAAUCAAAUAGUAAGCCUGAAUGGACAAAAGGAGCCGCUGGAUGCGCCGCACUUCGAUUUGGAUCAACAUGACAGUAGUUCCUGCGACAGCGGCGUGGCCUGUGGACUCACUGCCAAUACAGAAUCGCCAGCGGGGCAACCUCGGCGCAGAAAACCAGCCACACCGCAUCGCAUCCUCUGCCCCUCGCCAAUCAAAACGGCUUUGAAGGUAACUGGUGGGAUUUGCAAGGUCGGAUCCACAGAUCCAUUGUCGCCACGCAAGUCUCCUCGAAAAUUGCCGGCCACUACAGCAGCGGUGGCCGCCUGCAAGUCGCGCCGAAGACUGAACCAGCCAAAGCCACAAGCGCCUUACCAGCCACAGCCACAGCUACAGAAACCACCGCCACAACAGCAGCAGCAGCAGCAGGAUGACAUCGUCGUGGUGCUAGACGACGACGAUGAUGGAGAGGAGGACGAGGACGACGUUAGAGCUCUGCUCAAGGCUGCCGAAGAGCGCGAAAACCAGAACGAAGCACCAGCCACAGCGAACAGCAAUAAAACAGGCAUGAAAUCCAUGCUCAAGCCUGCGCCUGUAAAAUCGAAAACAAAAAGCAAGGCGCCAACGAAGGGACAACCGCCGCUGCCUUUGGCUGCCACCAACGGCAACCGUGAGAUGACCGACUUCUUCCCUGUGCGUAGGAGUGUGCGCAAGACUAAGACGGCCGUCAAGGAGGAGUGGAUGCGGGGCUUGGAGCAAGCAGUGCUGGAAGAGCGCUGCGAGGGUCUUCAAGUACGCCACUUCAUGGGCAAGGGAAGAGGAGUAGUCGCCGAUCGGCCCUUCAAACGUAAUGAGUUUGUGGUUGAGUAUGUGGGAGAUCUCAUCUCUAUAAGCGAGGCGGCGGAACGGGAGAAACGCUAUGCGUUGGACGAGAAUGCUGGGUGCUAUAUGUACUACUUCAAGCACAAGACCCAGCAGUACUGCAUCGAUGCAACCGUGGACACCGGCAAGCUGGGGCGUCUCAUCAAUCACUCGCGGGCUGGUAACCUAAUGACCAAAGUAGUACUUAUCAAACAGCGGCCUCACCUCGUACUCCUGGCCAAGGACGACAUCGAGCCGGGCGAGGAGCUGACCUACGACUACGGGGACCGAUCCAAGGAGUCACUACUGCACCAUCCCUGGUUGGCCUUCUGAGGAAGAGCUCUCCAGGAGCUCGCGAAAGGGGAUGCGGCACAGCCUUAAUAAGAAGACUAUUUAUCAUGUUCAGGGCAGAGAAUCUUUAAAAUAAGACCUGGGCUAAACUGGUUUUUGGCUCGAGGGAUUCUUUCUUAGCUUUUAUACGUAGAUUGCCUUGCCUUGAACCACUGCAAAAUUGUUUUCAGACCUGUUUCCAUGUGAUAAGUUGCCGGAAUUUUAUACAUCUACAAAUGUUUUAUUAAGAAAACAAUAACUAUAUUGCAAUCACUUAUAUUUUUGGUAAGACCAAUUCAACCAUUACGAAUUCCGGCAACUUAAAUCAGAAUGGACAGUGGUAUUUGACACCGGUUCUGGGCAUCCCCGAGCUUAGAUCAUAUUUGAGGAAAAGUAUAUAAACUGUUAGUUCAAAAUAUCAUAAAGGAUAGCGAUACCCACACAACCCAACAACCCAACAACUCAAGGGUGGUUCCAGCCAGGGACGAAGAGUAAUCAAUGUAAAUUCUAACAAGUUUGCCUCAGAAAUAGGUCUAAUGUCAAUUUCGGUCUUUGGCAUUACCAAAAUAAGUUACACAUGAAGUUAAAAUUUCUCUUGGGUCAGUGAAAUAACCGAAAUUACCUAUUAAGAACAAAUUUAUCAAAAAGACCUAGCGUAUACAGAUUGUAAAUUGAUAUUAGACCCAUGAUCCCUACAGCAAAAUGCCUUUAAAUUGUACGAUUACGAUUCACCCCAAGACUCUAUAUCGAAAGAUCGAUCCACCCGUGCCCCCCACACACUCAUGAGCAUCUUUUUGGAUUUGUUAGCGUUUCAUUAUGUUAGAGCAAGGCUAAAGUUAAGGAGAGAUAAUAAUAAUAAUAAUAACAAUAAAACAACGCGCUUAAGCAUUAAGGCAUCUUAAGAUAAUUGAAUGAAAUGAAAAACUGUUGACCAUUUAGAGAGAUGAUGAUGUUAAUGAACCCACGCAUUCACAUUGACAAAAAUCGAUCGUACACUAUUUAUAUAGAUAUUUAUAUUAGAUACAUGUGUAAUUUCUAACUAUUACGUACUAUUUACUGCCAUAGAGCUAUACACUCCCUCGCACCUGCCCCAAACCCCUAGGAAUUGACCCUGAAUCGUUGAUUUAAACCACUGACUCUCACUCAUUAAUUCACGAGGCUUCUCCAGGAGAGUAGUGGACUGCUGGACACCUAGUGCUUCGAUUUACUGAUAAUCUCUCUACUUACACGCAGGUUUCAAUCACACACUCAUCGGUACACAUAAAUAAAAACAAAAUA
Molecule: messenger RNA, 3759 nt
Organism: Drosophila erecta
Lineage: Eukaryota; Metazoa; Arthropoda; Insecta; Diptera; Drosophilidae
Gene: Set8
Product: histone-lysine N-methyltransferase PR-Set7
Exons: 2
Coding region: 403-2484 (693 amino acids)
Molecular function (GO): protein binding; histone H4K20 methyltransferase activity
Source: RefSeq, a predicted model, not a curated record